Molecule: messenger RNA, 706 nt
Organism: Clupea harengus (Atlantic herring)
Lineage: Eukaryota; Metazoa; Chordata; Actinopteri; Clupeiformes; Clupeidae
Product: histone H2B 1/2-like
Cellular component (GO): nucleosome
Molecular function (GO): DNA binding; structural constituent of chromatin; protein heterodimerization activity
Source: RefSeq, a predicted model, not a curated record
AUGGCACAUUCGGAUCGUGGGAGUCUGUAGUGACGCAGUUCGUCAUUUGCAUAGAACUUUGGAUAUAUAGGUGGCAACCUCACCACGACAGUUGUACUCUUUUUGAGAUAGACAGAGAUACAACAUGCCUGAGCCAGCGAAGCCAGCGCCCAAGAAGGGAUCUAAGAAGGCAGUGACAAAGGCUGCAGGGAAAGGAGGCAAGAAGCGCAGAAAGACCAGGAAGGAGAGCUAUGCCAUCUACGUGUACAAGGUGCUGAAGCAGGUCCACCCUGAUACCGGUAUCUCCUCCAAGGCGAUGGGCAUCAUGAAUUCUUUCGUGAAUGACAUCUUCGAGCGUAUCGCUGGGGAGUCUUCCCGCCUAGCUCACUACAACAAGCGCUCCACCAUCACCUCCAGGGAGAUCCAGACCGCAGUGCGUCUGCUUCUGCCCGGUGAGCUGGCUAAGCACGCCGUGUCCGAGGGAACCAAAGCCGUUACCAAGUACACCAGCUCCAAGUAAUAAAUUGAUCCUACUUCAUAAAAAAAGGCUCUUUUAAGAGCCACCCACUUCAUCCUUUAAAAAGCUAUUUCAAUAUUUUUGCCAACUAAACUGGUUCCUUAUGACAUCAAAAUUCCUGAAACGCGUUACAUGUUUCGGCAGCUGCGUCCUGUGUUCUACCCUCACUUCACAAGGCUUUCAGUGUAAUAAACGGCCUCUUGAAUUAAA